AUGGCUCCUUCUGUAUGGUUUUCCCAGCUCUCUCUUUUCCAAAAUUCCUCUUGCCUCCACCUUUUCAAAAUCCCCUUCUUCUCCUCUACCUUGACAUCACGCCAUUCAAAACCACGCCGGAGCAAGAAUAAUAAUACUGAGUUUCCCCCCAACCCCACGGGGCGAAAACAGGUCUCCAACUCCCAACGUUUCUCCACAAUCAGCGGGACAGCCUCCCUCGCUCUAUCCGACCACACGAUCUCCAGCGCAAUGACUGGCGAUAGCCGUCUGGCUGAAAUUAAAGAACUCGGUGCGGGUCUAGAACGUCUUGAGAACAAACCCCUCUCCAAACAGCGAUUUGUGCCUACAGCCGAGAAAACAGAUAAUCUCAACAAGCUCGCUCUGGGUGCGAAGGUGGAACGUGCGCUAGGUAGGAGAAUGUCCAGCCAGGACGCCAUCAUGCGCAAGCGCACUUCGGUAGAUGAGGAAAAACAGGCCUUCAAGAUGCAGGCGGACGUCUGA
Histoplasma capsulatum G186AR is the source of this 501-nucleotide messenger RNA. RefSeq lists its product as uncharacterized. The coding region runs from base 1 to 501 and encodes 166 amino acids. The transcript has a single exon. Lineage: Eukaryota; Fungi; Ascomycota; Eurotiomycetes; Onygenales; Ajellomycetaceae. The record is from RefSeq and is a predicted model, not a curated record.